AUGUCCACAGCACUUGCCAAUCCCCUUCUGGAGCUGAUCUCGCGGACGCGCAUUCUGCCGGAGCAACGUAACGUCGACAAUGUCCACACAAUCCCGCUCUCCAUUCUCGAUGCUACGGUCAUACGUUUUGCAAUGACCAACGCCGCAUGGUACUAUGACAAGCCAUCGGAAAACGCGAAGGCGUCCGACGCACUCUCCAUACCCGCCCUCACAAGGUCCCUGCGGACAACCCUCAACGCUUACCCUCAGUGGGUCGGUCAGCUCCAGUGGAUAGCGCACGACUCGAGUAACGGGAAACCCGACCGCCGUGGUCGCGCGUCUGUAACCUACGGGUCUGUCAACGACCCGGGAAUCGAGCUCAUCGUCGCGCAUUGCUCCGCAACUCUUGCCUCCCUCGUCCCGGAGAGCAAGACUCGUCUCGAAAGUGGCGCCUGGUGCGCAGACCAGUUCCCAUCCACCCAGCUACUCUACCCCACCGAACUCGCCCUGUACAACCCCGCGGACUACACCGGAAAGCCAUCCGUCUGUGUCCAACUCACCACAUUCGCAUGCGGCGGGAUGGGAGUCGCUCUCCGGAUCGCUCAUGCACUGGCCGACGCGACUACACUGAUCCAGUUUGCGAAGAACUGGGCCUCCGUACAUCGUUCCCUGAUCAACAACCAACUGCCACCUGCACUACCAGUCGUUUUCGAACCGCGUCUAGUUGACCGAGCGGCCUCCGGAGACAUCGACGGCGUCGCUCCCAACCCUGAUAUCAUCCGUAUAUCGCGUUCGCUCCCCAUCAUCAAACACGACUGGAGCUCCCUCGCCCCGGCACAAUCGCUGGCCGCAGACGAUGCCGAACGUGAUGCACCUGUGGCCCAUUUUCUUGUGUACCUUCAUCCCGUUGAGGUGCAGCGAAUCUGGGAGGACGCAUCCGCCAACAUACCCGCGGGGUUCCGAAUCAGUCGCUUCGACGCCCUGCUCGCCUUCAUCUGGAGGCUCAUUAUCCGUGCACGCAGCAUGAAGGACGACUCGAGCCCCGUGCAUAUGAUCGUCACCGUGGGUGUCCGGACCCGCCUCUCCCCACCUCUACCCAAUGGGUUUGCCGGCUCUCCCAUCGUCCUCGCUCGUGUCUCCCUCCCUGCAGACGAGAUUUCCACCUCCACAUCCCCCGGCGCACUCGCGAUCCGUUCCACCGUCUCCAAGUUCACCCCAGAGACCCUCGGAGCGUUCAUGCACGAUCUCGCGCACCAGGUGGACCCGCAGCGCUACUGGCACGCCUUCCUCCGCCGACGCAACGCCGCCUACACCUGCUGGCGAAGUCUCGACGUCUACGCGCUCGACUUCGGGACGGGCGCGCGUCCGCCCUACAUCGAUGCCGUCAUGCCUAGCAUGGACGGGCGGCAGCACUCCGUCGUCACGUCGUGGCAGGACCUCGACGUAUACGGGGUCGACUUCGGCGUGGGCGCGCCUCCGCGCUACGUGGACGCGUUCAUCCCCAACAUGGACGGGUGCAUUCACAUCAUGGAGGCCGGCCCCUUGGUAGGGAAGGCGAAUGGCGGAGGAGCCGGACGCUGGUACGACGAGACCGUGUGUUUGUCGCUGCACCUCGCCCGGGACGUGAUGCAGAAGUUGUUGCAGGACCCAGAGUUACGGAAGUAUAGAUCACUACACGAUGAGGACUAG
This is a messenger RNA of Trametes versicolor FP-101664 SS1, 1668 nucleotides long. RefSeq lists its product as uncharacterized. The transcript has 2 exons. The record is from RefSeq and is a predicted model, not a curated record. Bases 1 to 1668 code for a protein of 555 amino acids. NCBI's taxonomy places the organism in Eukaryota, Fungi, Basidiomycota, Agaricomycetes, Polyporales, Polyporaceae. Gene Ontology annotation, molecular function: acyltransferase activity, transferring groups other than amino-acyl groups.